GUCAGCAGACGUCGUGCGGGGAUUGGAAUGCUACAAUGUAACAAUCGCAACUGGACGCUCCAGAUUAAAGCGCUGCUGGAAUGUUACGUUGUAUCGUCGCCGUCGAUACAACGCCGUUCGAAUGUAAGAAGGAAUAGAAAGCCGUGUCGGUUUGUAAUGUUUGUACGAGAGCUUCCAAAGCAGCAACUGCACCAUAACAAAGACAACCAACGUUUGGAUGAUUUAUCGGAGAGAAAUAUGUGAGAAUUCAUGGAUUGGUGGGGAUUUAUCCGCUUAGGAAGUUUCGGACAGGGUCUUUCUGACUCACAUGCACCUCGUGAGAUCCAUCACCGGGAGAUGUUUGUGAUUUCUCCAUGCUGGAUUUCAAGAAUUCUUCUCUGAAAUAACUUUCUGAUGGUUUCCAUUUAUUCCGAACAAUCCCGAUGGCCAGCAGGGUUCAGGUGUCAUCUGUCAGGAGUUUAGAUGCUGUCUAAUGUGAACCAGGCACCGGAGAGCAGAGAGGUAGAUCCAUAAAAAGGGUUUCAGGUUAAGUCGCCCACAUGCUCUGGAUUUGGGAUUGGAAUCACAAGGUGGAAGUUGAGAGCAUCAAAUCCCUGCAGGUCUGUGGAAGAUGCUGUCCAGCAGGAGUUGAGACCUUUGCAUUCAUCAGCAACCAGCUCCAUCUGGAUCUAAGGACACAUGCAGGCCAAAAAACGCUAUUUAAUUCUGUUCUCUGCAGGUGUGAGCCUCAUUCUCCUCUUUUACCUUCAGGGACCAGCUUCCAGAAGGAGUCCAAACCGAGGGGAUGACCCCCAUCCACACUGGCCCCACUUCUCAGACCCCUUACAAGCUUUUAUUCCGUGGGAUCAGACUGAAACGGAGGACUACAAUGACCGUGCUUCUCCGAGACACAAAAGAGAUGACAAUUCUGGAGCUUCCAAGUGCAGAAUGGACUCCUGCUUUGAUUUCUCUUUGUGCAGGAGGAACGGCUUCAAAGUCUACAUCUAUCCUCAACAGAAAGGUGAGAAGAUCUCAGAAAGCUACCAAAACAUCUUGUCCUCCAUCGAGGGCUCCAGAUUCUACACGUCUGACCCGGGACAGGCUUGUCUCUUUGUUUUGAACCUCGACACUCUGGACCGAGACCAGCUGUCUCCUCAGUACGUCCACAACCUCAAAACUAAGAUCCAGAACCUGAACCUGUGGAAUAACGGAAAGAACCACCUGAUCUUUAACCUGUAUUCGGGCACAUGGCCGGAUUACACAGAGGAUCUGGGGUUUGAUACCGGACAAGCCAUGCUGGCCAAAGCCAGCAUCAGCACAGAGAACUUCAGACCCAAUUUUGACAUCUCCAUCCCCUUGUUCUCUAAAGAUCACCCCCGGACUGGAGGAGAAAAGGGGUAUUUAAAAUACAACACCAUCCCUCCCUUUAGGAAAUAUGUGCUGGUUUUUAAAGGCAAACGCUAUCUGACUGGAAUUGGAUCUGAUACCAGGAAUGCGCUUCAUCACGUCCAUAAUGCUGAAGACGUGGUUCUCCUCACCACAUGCAAACAUGGCAAAGACUGGCAGAAGCAUAAAGAUGCUCGUUGUGACAAGGACAAUGCUGAAUAUGAGAGGUACGACUAUAAAGAAAUGCUGCAUAACUCCACUUUUUGUCUCGUGCCUCGAGGACGCCGUCUGGGCUCUUUCCGUUUCUUGGAGGCUCUGCAGGCCGCUUGUGUUCCCGUCAUGCUCAGUAACGGCUGGGAGCUUCCCUUCUCAGAGAUCAUCGACUGGAGCAUGGCCUCUGUCAUUGGGGAUGAGAGACUUCUUCUACAGAUUCCAUCGACGGUUCGCUCCAUCCAUCAAGACCACAUUCUGUCUCUCCGCCAGCAGACGCAGUUCUUAUGGGAAGCGUAUUUCUCUUCUGUGGAGAAAAUUGUGCUCACUACAUUGGAGAUCAUCCAGGACCGUGUGUUGCAACACAACGCCCGCAGCACAUUGAUGUGGAAUCGGUUGCCAGGUGGACUUUUCACUCUGCCCCAAUACUCACCCUACCUGGGCGACUUCCCUUUCUUCUAUUCUGUACUCGGUGUUAAACCACAGCAGAAGUUCACAGCCGUCAUUCACGCCGUCACGCCUCUUGUAUCUCAAUCUCAACCCAUUUUCAAGUUGCUCGUGGCUGUGGCCAAAUCCCAGUACUGUGCCCAGAUCAUUGUCCUGUGGAACUGUGACAAGCCUCUCCCAGCGAAACACCGCUGGCCCGCCACCUCUGUUCCAGUCAUCGUAAUCGAGGGCGAGAGCAAGGUGAUGAGUAGCCGAUUUCUGCCCUAUGAAAACAUCAAAACUGAUGCAGUCUUAAGUCUGGAUGAAGACACUGUGCUCUCGACUACAGAGGUGGAUUUUGCCUUUACAGUUUGGCAAAGUUUCCCAGAGAGGAUUGUGGGAUACCCUGCACGGAGCCAUUUCUGGGACUCCAACAAGGAGCGCUGGGGCUACACCUCCAAGUGGACCAAUGACUACUCCAUGGUGCUGACUGGAGCUGCUUUCUACCACAGGUAUUAUAACUACUUGUAUACACACUACCUGCCCAGCAGCUUGAAGAGUAUGGUUGACCAGCUCUCGAACUGUGAAGACAUCCUCAUGAACUUCCUGGUGUCUGCUGUCACUAAGAUGCCUCCUAUCAAGGUCACCCAAAAGAAGCAGUACAAGGAGACAAUGAUGGGACAGACGUCCCGGGCAUCACGUUGGGCAGAUCCUGACCACUUUGCCCAGCGGCAGACGUGCAUGAACAAAUUUGCCAGCUGGUUUGGCACCAUGCCCCUGGUCCAUUCGCAGAUGAGACUGGAUCCUGUUCUGUUUAAAGACCAGGUAUCAAUACUGCGCAAGAAGUACAGGGACAUCGAGAGACUCUGACGAAGCUGAGAAACCUUUCCUUCUGAACGGGGAUAGAAAACGGCAUCCGAAAACCCCCCAGAACCCUGAGAAACCAGAUCAACAGGGAUAAAAACGGGGGCAUGGAAACAUUCAGGGAGGAAGCGCAUCGAGAUUGGGGGACGAUGAAGAUCCAUCUGUUAGAGAUUGUCACUAUUAAUAUAUGACAGCAAGAGGUUUGAUUCGAGACCACGUUGACGUUAUUUGGCAGAGUUUAGCGCAACACAAAGACAAGCCAAUAUUGGCAGCUUUCUGUCUUCCAAACCCCCUCUUGAAAUGCUUUGCCAAUGACAAUGGUGACAUGGCAACUUUGCCAAAGCCAGGCAGCCACACACACAUGCACAUGCAGUCAGAAUAUAGACUACUAUCCAUCGGUUUCACUUCUGGAUCAGUCCUCUUCAUGUUAGAUGUGCAAUACUCCUGGCUGGAAGGCUCGCCCGCGAUCCAGCAGUGCAUGUUUAUUCAGUUUGCCUUCUGCAAGCGUUACGUCACUCUCGAAGACUUAGGACGACGUCCCGCAGAGAAGUCGAGCGUGUGAAACACCGCGCACAACGUCACAGUGCCUGAGCUUUCAGAUGGACCAUAUCUGGGAGCCCAAAGGGGUUUUGUAUGAAUGCAAAAACACCUUGUUCAUGCUGCUUAUAUUUGGAUUCAAAUGUAGGUGUUCCACAAACUUGCCCAAAGGUUUCCUUUUCCUUUUUUUCUAUACAAGCCUUUUGGUGUGUUUUGUCAAACUGACAUAAUUUUUGAUGAUUUAGAUCCAAUGCCACAAUUAUCUCGUUCCUUGUUAGGUUUUCUUACAAGUCUUACAACAUGCCAUAUCAGAAGUUCACACUGCAGCUAAUUCA
Molecule: messenger RNA, 3737 nt
Organism: Carassius auratus (goldfish)
Lineage: Eukaryota; Metazoa; Chordata; Actinopteri; Cypriniformes; Cyprinidae
Product: exostosin-1a-like
Exons: 11
Coding region: 679-2871 (730 amino acids)
Cellular component (GO): membrane
Molecular function (GO): glycosyltransferase activity
Source: RefSeq, a predicted model, not a curated record